GGCUUUUACGAUGACACAAAAGCUUGCAGUGCGUCACGCAAUACGCACUUAAACGUAAUUUCCACCUCUGGAAGAACGAGAAAUUCAACGACAACGAGGCCGCAGAAAGCCUGCCUUCGUUUUUUUCACCAAAGAGACAAUGGUCACCGGUCACCCUUCCUCGGAGUCCGCUGAGAAACCAGGACGCACCAAUAAAGCACUAGUGCGGCAGUGCUGUAAGCCUCAGAUCUUCCGAGGGAACCCUGAGAACACCAAACACGUUAAUACUGUGAAACAGGUAACUCGUUCUAACGUCGAAAACUUCGAGCAGAUGUACAUGUAAACUCUGAUGACCGGAGAAAAACUACUUCAGACGUCCACAGAUCUUUUAAGUUGCACGAAGACCCAACUCAAUAACCUUUCAACUCAUAUUUAAUUCAAACUUCGUAGUCCAAACAAAUCCAUAGGCUCUAACCUUUAUUUAUUUAUUUAUUUUGGUUCUUUUGCUGUCUAUUGUUUUUGAUGUGUGAGAAAUAAUAUGUUGGUAGAGGAUACAACGGGUAAAUAAAUCCAAAAUCGAAAAUUUUGCAUUGAUUUCUCUUAUAUUCUGGUUCUUGAUCAUUGGAUUAAGUUUCCUUUUGAUGGGUGAAGAACAAUUGGUUAGUAAUGCCAAGACCAACUCAAAAUUGACCCUUUUACCUUUAAUCGCUCUUAUCUUCUAUGAAGUCUCUGGAGGUCCUUUUGGGAUAGAAGACUCAGUCAGGGCCGGAGGGGGUCCCCUUCUAUCUUUGCUUGGUUUCUUAGUAUUUCCCCUAAUCUGGAGCAUCCCGGAAGCUCUGAUUACAGCUGAGCUCGCAACUAGCUUCCCUGAGAACGGCGGAUAUGUUCUUUGGAUAUCUGCGGCUUUUGGACCCUUCUGGGGAUUUCAAGAAGGUUUUUGGAAGUGGUUCAGUGGGGUUAUGGACAAUGCACUUUACCCGGUUCUGUUUCUCGAUUACCUGAAACAUUCGUUUCCAAUAUUCAAUCACUUGGCUGCCCGAGUUCCAGCUCUAUUGGGAAUUACGGUUUCUCUGACAUAUUUGAAUUAUAGAGGUCUAAACAUUGUUGGGUUCUCGGCUGUUGCUCUUGCCAUCUUCUCGCUUAGCCCCUUUCUAGUAAUGGGUUUUCUUGCAAUUCCACGGAUAAAGCCUAAGAAAUGGUUGGUUAUUGAUUUUGGCAAUGUGGAUUGGAGGGGAUACUUCAAUAGCAUGUUCUGGAAUUUGAAUUACUGGGAUAAGGCAAGUACCUUGGCUGGAGAGGUUGAAAACCCAAGCUGCACGUUUCCUAAGGCACUGUUUGGAGCUGUGAUUUUGGUGGUUUCUUCAUACUUGAUUCCACUCCUUGCGGGAACAGGAGUUUUGGAUUCUGCACCAAGUGAGUGGAGUGAUGGCUACUUUGCAGAGGUUGGGAUGUUGAUAGGAGGGUUCUGGCUCAAGUGGUGGAUUCAAGCAGCUGCCGCCAUGUCUAAUUUGGGGUUAUUUGAGGCUGAGAUGAGUGGUGAUGCCUUCCAGCUUCUUGGGAUGAGCGAAAUGGGGAUGCUUCCCGCUAUAUUCUCUUCAAGAUCAAAACAUGGGACCCCCACCAUCAGCAUUUUGUGUUCUGCAACUGGGGUUGUACUAUUGUCAUGGAUGAGCUUUCAGGAGAUAUUGGAAUUUCUUAAUUUCCUCUAUUCUAUAGGAAUGCUUCUUGAGUUUGCAGCUUUUAUAAGAUUGAGAGUAAAAAAGCCUGAUCUUCAAAGACCUUACAGAGUUCCUUUACAAACAUUUGGGGUGACAAUGCUUUGCCUACCUCCUGCAUUUUUGCUCGUUCUUGUUAUGUGUCUGGCUACAGCCAAAACUUUGAUAAUAAGUAGCAGUGUUAUUAUAGUGGGUGUGGUUCUGUACCCUAUCAUAGUCCAUGUAAAAAAGCAGAACUGGGCCAAUUUUGGUACUGCACCAGCGGUGCCAUCUGAUGAUGGCCUGGAAACCCUUCCAAUUGUGUCUCAUCAACAUCCAGAGGUUUUGGAUGAGGCUUCCAUAAGCCUUCUUUCAGAGUUGUCUUCCAUCAGCAGAGACAAACAAUCAGGUGAGGUCACAGCAGAGGGGGUCCUAAAAUUGGAAUAGAAGAAUGUUUAUAUUUUUGUGUGGUCAGUGUUUCUCGUCGACGAUGUUGGAGGGAUCUCGAAACUUGCGUGGAAUACUCUUGUACCAAUGUAACUCAUGCAUGAUGGUUGUUCUUAUCAGAAUAAUGAUUCUACAUUUAUGCCUGAGAUUUAUAAGGAAAUAAUAGUUUCUGUUUAUGUAAUUUAUUAUCUUCCUUAUGGGUUAGUGCUUUAA
Messenger RNA from Nelumbo nucifera (sacred lotus), 2333 nucleotides. It is a transcript of the gene PUT5, whose product is annotated as Amino acid permease family protein. Gene Ontology annotation, molecular function: transmembrane transporter activity. Lineage: Eukaryota; Viridiplantae; Streptophyta; Magnoliopsida; Proteales; Nelumbonaceae. The record is from RefSeq and is a predicted model, not a curated record. Gene Ontology annotation, biological process: transmembrane transport. Gene Ontology annotation, cellular component: membrane.